AGAGUAGAGAGCCCGGUCCCCAACAUAAAGAGGGGAAACCCCUUCCUUCCCUUCAUUCGCUUUAUUUUAUUCUCUUCGUUUCGAAGUCUUCUCCAUCCAAGCGCGCGCUACUAGACCAGGCAGAAAAUGGCGGGAAAAGGCGGGAAGGGGCUUUUGGCGGGAAAGACCACUGCUGCCAACAAGGACAAGGAUAAGAAGAAGCCAGUCUCCCGGUCCUCCCGAGCUGGUCUCCAGUUUCCAGUGGGCCGAAUUCACAGACAGCUGAAGUCAAGGAUAGCUGCCAAUGGUCGUGUUGGUGCCACAGCAGCAGUCUAUUCUGCUGCUAUCCUUGAGUACUUAACAGCAGAGGUCCUAGAAUUGGCAGGAAAUGCAAGCAAGGAUCUGAAGGUGAAGCGUAUCACUCCAAGGCAUCUGCAGCUGGCCAUCAGGGGGGAUGAGGAGCUCGACACACUGAUCAAGGGCACAAUUGCAGGUGGUGGUGUGAUUCCUCACAUCCACAAGUCUCUCAUUAACAAAUCUUCCAAGGAUUGAAAUCUUGGUUUAGUUAGGUUUCUUGACCCCAUCCCCCAUUCUAUACCCUUGUAGGUUUGUUAUUCCCACUGUUUUUUGUGUUUUAACUGUUAAACAUGUCAUUGGAUGUAUGUGUUUUUAUGGGCCUUUCUGACUCGAAUUAAUGUUAUUUUUACUUUCUUGUGUA
This is a messenger RNA of Telopea speciosissima, 697 nucleotides long. Its product is annotated as probable histone H2A variant 3. The record is from RefSeq and is a predicted model, not a curated record. Gene Ontology annotation, cellular component: nucleosome. Gene Ontology annotation, molecular function: protein heterodimerization activity; structural constituent of chromatin; DNA binding. NCBI's taxonomy places the organism in Eukaryota, Viridiplantae, Streptophyta, Magnoliopsida, Proteales, Proteaceae. The coding region runs from base 127 to 531 and encodes 134 amino acids. The transcript is spliced from 3 exons.